Cylicocyclus nassatus is the source of this 1923-nucleotide messenger RNA. Lineage: Eukaryota; Metazoa; Nematoda; Chromadorea; Rhabditida; Strongylidae. The record is from the annotation of a GenBank genome assembly.
AUGUGUGGAUACAGUAUACUGAAUGAAGUAAAUCUCGAAAUUACUCCAGAAAUGUUAAUCGGGAUUGACUAUUACAAUGAAAGACUAGAUACUUCACCACCACCCGCACGACUACCCUCAGGUUUAUAUGCAGUACCCACCAUAUUCGGAUAUGCAAUAACAGGGAUAGACAAUCCAGUACCAGCAGACGAAUUGAUGAGCUUUCACAGUUGUGUAACAUCUAUGAGUACGAUAGAUAACUGGCCUGACACCUCGUCAACGUGGACCUUGGAAAGCCUUGGUAAAACAGAUCCUAUAUCGGAAAACGACGAAAAUUUAGCAAUAUUGCAACAAUUUUGUGAAACUAUCGAAAUACGAAAUAAACAGAUUUUCGUAAGAACGCUACCAGAGCACGAAAUCGGAAGCGAUUCGGACUCGGACACCAAUUCGCAAAAGAACAUGGAUAUGGAAACGCAAAAUCAAGUAGAAGAGCAGCCGAAAGAAAAGAAAGAGCCCACGGGUGCUGCCGUGUGUUCAACGUCGGCUGCGGCCACCGUACGAAAUCUAGUAACGCAAAUGACCCAGGAGUUGGAAAAAAUUCGAAAAGAAGUCGAAAAUAAAGAGACAACUGUCAAUCGUUACGACUACAGCCCCGCGGAGAAGAGCUCGAUUAUAUGGGCCGUAGCAGUUGGCACAAUAUUAGGAACAUUCCCUAUAAACUACUAUUACAUCAAAUUUGGUGCAAGAUGGCCAUUCUUCAUAUCGGGAUUGCUAUCAGUAUGCUCAACAGCUGCUAUACCACUUGCUGCGCAUUUCGGACUACCUUACUUGCUAUUAUCAAGAUUUAUACAGGGACUAGCUUAUGCAGCUGACUUUGCUGCUAUCGGAAUUCUUUGCGUACGAUGGGCUCCUCUAUCGCAGACUUGUAUAUUUAUUAGCGUACUGACGACAUUCACACCAGUAUCAACCGUAGUCACGAAUCCACUUUCUGGCUGGCUCUGCGAUUCAAACCUCGGAUGGCGCUCGGCCUAUUACAUGCAUGCCGUAUUUGGAUUAUUCGUGUUUAUUUUAUGGAUAAUAUUCUAUCGUGAUGAUCCACAGUUGCAUCCGAGCGUUAGCGCAAAGGAGCUGUCCGAAAUCCAAAAGGAUAAAACACAGGCUCACAUAGAAAGAGAUAGUUUUGUGCCAUACAAAGAAAUCAUCAAAAACAGGGUGAUUUUAAUAGUCUGGUUUAAUGCUUUCACGGAAAUGACUACAGUCACGUUAUUGUUAGUCUAUGCUCCUAUUUAUUUCCAUAACGUUCUUGGAUAUGAUAUUCCUACAACAGGUGUGCUUGUCUCUUUUGCUGCCAGCAUUCACCUUCCGCUCAAAUUUGUCGGUGGGAUUAUCAGUGAUCGAAUCACAAGCGUCACCGAACGGCACAAAAUGUGGUUUUUCAACUCGAUCGCAGUCGGAUUAGCGGGAGUUUUUUGCGCAUUGAUCGGAGUGUUCCCAGCCAACUGGUCGAAAACGGGUGUUGCACUCUUUACGCUAGUGAUUACGUGUAUGGGAAUGAAUCCGGGUGGUUUUUACAAAUGUGGGACACUCUCAUCAAGGCAGUACGCCCAUUUUGUUCUGGCCACCAUUCAAUUCAUGAAGUGCAUAGCUUUGUUUGUUGGCCCAGCCAUGGUAGCCAUGAUCGUUCAUGACGAACGACGUCACGAUCAAUGGCGGCAUGUGUACUGGAUCAACGGCAUUUUACUGAUAUUGGCAAACUUCAUAUUCAUCCCGAUAGCAACCGACCAACCAGCUUCGUUCACAUUGAUAACGAGAGCAACUAGGGAUAAAAAUAGGCUGAAAUCUAAUACUGAGAUAAACGGUUUAGAGAUGUGUGGAAAAACUGCGAAAAAUGGUGAUUCUGCUUCACUGCGCCCUACAAUUAUUGUCACAGGUUCAGAUGACUAA